AUGCGGCGGUGCCGGGGCGCGGGGCUGGCGGCGCUGGCCGCGGUGCUCCUGGUGGCUGUGGUCAGAGCCCAGGUGCAGCAGGAGGCGUCGGCAGAGACCACCGAGGGCACCGGCAUCAGCAUCAACUGCUCACACCCCAACAUACAGACCAGCGACUCCAUCCUCUGGUACCGCCAGCUCCCGGGCCGAGGCCCCGCAUUCCUCGUGAGCACUCUUAAGGGCUCCAAAGAGCUGCCGGACCCGCCGGGGCGGCUGUCGGUGGCGGCAGACCGCCGGUCCAGCGCCCUGUGGCUCGCCCGGCCCCGGCGCGGGGACGCGGCGGUGUAUUACUGCGCCCUGAGAGGUGCAGCACGGCUCGGGCUGCCCCCAGUGCCGCUUGUAUUUGGAAGUGGGACCACUCUCACAGUUGAACCAAAAAAUCAAAAUAGUUCUGACCCACAAGUCAUUGUGAUGAAAUCAAAGAAUCUGGAAGGAGAUGGCAGCAUUGGGAAAGCAGCUUGUUUGGCAAAGAAUUUCAAUACAAAGACCAUCAGCUUGGAGAUGUCCUCUAAUGAGGUUGUAUAUGAACAGAGCACAUCCAUUUUGACAUCCGUGGGGUUAUAUGAUACUAUCAAGGUGGUCAAUGUGACAAAGGACACAGAGCUGACCUGCACGGCCCACUUCAACGGCUUCACUAUUACAGCCAACGCAACAUUGCCAGAAAAGGAGGCUGAAGAACCAGUAACAGGGAAGGUUUGCAACACCACAGACACCUCUGCACAAGAUACCAAAGUGGAGAAAGCGAACAUGCUGUCUAUGGCUGUGUUGGGUUUGAGAGUCCUGCUGGCAAAAAGUAUUGCCUUCAAUACACUCAUGAGUAUCAAGUUGUUUCUUUCCUGAGACAGUGGGGAAGCAAGACAACGGCAAUCUGAAGAACAGCAGGAGAGAGCGUGUACCAGCAGCACAAUGGGUUGAACAGCCGAUGUCAUAUCUUCUGACAGUAACCAUCCAGAACACAACACAGCACCUUCCCCUUAAGACAUUUUAUAUUGUUGAAUCCUGCCUAGCUAGUUUAUUUGAAGAGUUGUAACUUCUUUUGCUAUUUCUUUUUCUCUGUGAACUGAGGAGAGUGUAUUUUUCCUCAUCUCCCUGCUAAGUAGAGAUUCAUCUCCCCGCUCUUCUAGCCUUUGCAUAGAAGCAUCCAACCUGCUUCAGUAGUUUUGAGAAACCCAAUCCUCACUGUAGAUAUAUGACCUGUUUAGAACACCUUUUACAGGCAUGUUGCAUUACUGUCUGGAUUGAUGUACUACUGCUGAGAGACUUCAGGCACAGUAGAUGCUAUUUAUAGCUUUAAUGUUUUUUAGAUAGCUUUAAUAACAAUAAUUUUCUAUUGUAGAUGAGAAGAUCUGUGUUAGAUCUGAAGUGAUUCAAUUCAACCAGAUGAUGUUCAACCAUAAAAACAUUUCUUUGUUAAAUCUGUAUUUCUUCUGCAAAGCGCAUGGCACAUGCAUUUUAGAUUACUGCAGUAGUGACCAAAAUAAAGUUUUACUAGGCCAAAA
This is a messenger RNA of Harpia harpyja (harpy eagle), 1538 nucleotides long. RefSeq names its product T cell receptor alpha chain MC.7.G5-like. The transcript has 8 exons. Gene Ontology annotation, biological process: response to bacterium. The coding region runs from base 1 to 879 and encodes 292 amino acids. The record is from RefSeq and is a predicted model, not a curated record. Lineage: Eukaryota; Metazoa; Chordata; Aves; Accipitriformes; Accipitridae.